Molecule: messenger RNA, 1372 nt
Organism: Sander lucioperca (pikeperch)
Lineage: Eukaryota; Metazoa; Chordata; Actinopteri; Perciformes; Percidae
Product: GTPase IMAP family member 4-like
Exons: 2
Coding region: 107-1249 (380 amino acids)
Molecular function (GO): GTP binding
Source: RefSeq, a predicted model, not a curated record
GGUUUGGCUCAUAUAUAGAGCCUUUCCAAAGGAGCUGCAGGAGACACACUCUGAACUCUGUCUUUACUUCAGCUGUAGUAUCUACUCCGUACUCUUUAACCCAAACAUGGACAGGAACUAUUACAACCUAAACAUGGACAGCGAUUUUGGUUGGAGCAGAAAUAAUGAGGAUAUGAGGAUAGUGAUGGUGGGGAAGACAGGAGUUGGGAAGAGUGCCACUGGAAACACCAUUCUGGGACGACAGUGCUUUGAAUCAAAGUUCAGUGCAAAGUCUAUGACUGUAGACUGUUCCAAGGACAAAGUUGUGGUGGAUGGGCAACAGGUGGCUGUUAUCGACACCCCAGGCCUGUUUGACACCAGGUUUGGCAAGGAUAAAACAACUAAAGAUAUAUGCCAGUGCUUGUCUUAUGCUGCUCCUGGACCCCAUGUGUUCCUGGUGGUCAUCCGGCUGGGCAGAUACACCGACGAGGAAAAGCAGACAGUGCAAAGGAUUCAAGAAAUCUUUGGACAGGCUGCAGACAGAUACAGCAUGGUUCUCUUUACUCAUGGGGACCAACUUGACACAACUAUUGAAGACUUCUUGAAGGAUUCCUCAGACCUGCAAGAACUCGUGGCCAGAUGUAAUGGCCAGUACCAUGUCUUCAAUAAUAAGCUGAAGGAUCGCUCUCAGGUCACUGAGCUGCUCCAGAAGAUCAGAAAUUUAAACCAGAAGAACGGAGGAAGCCACUACACAAACGAGAUGUUCCAAGAGGCCGAGAGGGCAGUCGAAGAGGAGAAACAACGCAUCCUGAAAGAGAAAGAAGAGCAAAUAUGCAAAGAAAAAGAGGAAUUGGAUAGAAAACUUCAGGAAAAAUAUGAAGAAGAGAUGAAGAAAAUGAAUGAACAACUUCAGGCUGAGAGAGAGAGGGAGAGGAAAGAGAGAGAGGAGGAGAGGGAGAGGGAGAGGCAGGAAAUGAAUGAGGAGAGAAAGAGGGAGGAGGAGGGAGAAUUAGAGAGGAAAGACAGAGAAGAGAAAGAAAGGCAGAAUGCAAACCUGAUGAAUAAAAUGAAGGAACAGCAUGAGAAAGAACUGAGAGAGGAAAAAGAAAAGUUGCAGAACAGACAUGAACAUCUGGCCAGAGAGGAAGCUGAAAGGUUUAAUCCAUUGUAUCCUCUGAUAGUUGCUGGUGAAGCAAUAGUUGAUGCAGGCAAGAUGGUAGUUGGAGCAAUUACAUCUUUUGGAAAAAUAAUUGAGGGAUUGUUCAAAUAGUGAGUGAUUCAGGCAGCACAACUACAGAGGAACCCUCUAGAAGCUCCUACACAAGAAUAUAUGAAACAAUAAUUUCAUCCACAGAACUAAAAUCACUAUUUACUAUUUUAUUAUCUGAGUGAA